This is a messenger RNA of Umbelopsis ramanniana AG, 1801 nucleotides long. RefSeq lists its product as uncharacterized. The coding region runs from base 119 to 1750 and encodes 543 amino acids. The record is from RefSeq and is a predicted model, not a curated record. The transcript has 8 exons. Gene Ontology annotation, molecular function: heme binding; oxidoreductase activity, acting on paired donors, with incorporation or reduction of molecular oxygen; monooxygenase activity. Lineage: Eukaryota; Fungi; Mucoromycota; Umbelopsidomycetes; Umbelopsidales; Umbelopsidaceae.
GUUCAUUUAUUGGAUGAAUUUAACCGCUAAUCCUCACGUUAUUUGUUGCUUUUUUUAAUGCUGCAUCAAAUGUAUGAACAUAAAUAACGAGAUUGUUGCUAUUUCUUUUAAUUGAACAAUGGCUUCUCCUACAUCAACCUCCCAAUAUCAAAUAGACCGCAUGAGGUCUAUGAUACUCUUGCUAGGUUCAGACCCUAUCAACAUCAUAAAGACCAAGCUACUUCCGUCUAUCACACGCUCCAAGUUCAAGCUCCUUGGCGCUGCCAUUGCAUUGUAUGUGGCCAGCAUAGUGUAUCGAGCCUUCGCAUACCCAAGGAAACUUAGACAUCUUAAGAGAGUACCACUGCUACCGACGCUCAAGUCCUUGAUGGCAGGUGACAGUGACCUUGAGACAUCCAAAAAAUUUAUGCUACCCCAUUGGAAAGAAACCAACGGCGUGAUGUCCUUUUGGGGCCAGUUUGGAUGGACGGUUAAUGUCGCCAACCCAGAAGCUAUUCGAACCAUUUUGUACAAGACAGAUAUGUUUCCGAAAACGACAGUUUUUCAAGAGCAAAAGUAUAAGAACUUAAUGACAAAGUUUGUCGGAGAUAACAACUUAGUAUUUUCCAAUGCCCAUGAAUGGCGUAAGAGAAGAAAGAUUGCCAACCCAGCUUUCCAUCGUUCCAUGCCUGCAAAGACAUUUGCUGUAUUGACUAGCAGAAUGUUUGAGCAGAUCGAGAAAGCUGAUGGACCAGUGGAUGUACAGAAGUUACUGCAAAGGUUUACCUUAGAUGCUAUUGGCCUCAUUGGAUUUGGCUUUGAGUUCAAUGCUACUAACACUCCUGAGGGUGAAUGGGUGACAACAUACAAUGAUGUUGCUGAUAACGUUGGUGAUUUCAAGUAUCUCUUCUUUCCCAUUCUUGAUACGACACUACUUGGAUUAUUCCCAGAGCGACAAAAGAAGCAUGAAAGCUUGAAUAGGCUGAACGAGCUUUUUGACCGGGUUAUCCAACACAAGAAAUCGGAGUUAGCAAAAGGUGGAUCGAAUGUUGAGGAGAAUGAGAAGGAUCUAUUGACACUUAUGAUGGAGGCUGGGAACGGUGAUGAUCAACAUGAACCUCUUACUUCUAAAGAAAUUCGAGACGAACUCGUGUUGUUUUUCAUAGCAGGUCAUGACACUACAUCUAAUGCCAUGACCGCUGUGUUGUACUACUUGGCUGUGAAUUCGCAUAUACAAGCAAAAGCUCGAAAAGAAGUCUUGGAUGUUCUGGGAGAUGAACCAUUGGACGUUUGGCCGACUCUCGAGCAACUAAAGGAAUUUCCUUAUCUCUCGAAAGUCAUGAAAGAGGCUAUUCGACUAGCACCACCAGCAACUAGUCUCAUUGAAAGAGUGGCUAAAGUGGAUACGGAAUUGGCUGGCGUUUUUAUUCCCAAAGGCACUCUUCUUCAAGUUGACGUUAUAUCACUCCACUAUAACGAGAAUCUUUGGAAAAGUCCAACAAAGUUCGACCCCGAGCGAUUUGCCGAUGGAGGAGAGCUAGAGUCAAUGCCAUCAACCUAUGCUUAUCUUCCAUUCGGUGGUGGCUCACGGCAGUGUAUAGGAAUGAACUUCAGUUUGGCUGAACAACGUGUGGCACUAAGCUCUAUCUUAAGGAAAUACGAGCUCAGUCUGCCCGAGAAUUCCAUUCACAAGGACGGCAUUGUUUUCGAUUCACCAAACAUAACUAUGGCUCCUAAAGGAAUGGAGAUUAACUUUACCCCACGAUAUUAAGCAGGCUAGCUAUUCACCUAAGGCUCAUCCUUAUAAGCCGUCCAACUCCAU